This is a messenger RNA of Lemur catta (Ring-tailed lemur), 1997 nucleotides long. RefSeq names its product snRNA-activating protein complex subunit 3-like. Gene Ontology annotation, biological process: snRNA transcription by RNA polymerase III; snRNA transcription by RNA polymerase II. Gene Ontology annotation, molecular function: RNA polymerase III type 3 promoter sequence-specific DNA binding; RNA polymerase II cis-regulatory region sequence-specific DNA binding; core promoter sequence-specific DNA binding. Gene Ontology annotation, cellular component: snRNA-activating protein complex. The record is from RefSeq and is a predicted model, not a curated record. NCBI's taxonomy places the organism in Eukaryota, Metazoa, Chordata, Mammalia, Primates, Lemuridae.
AUGGGAGGGAGUGGCGCGAACGUGGCGGAAAGCGGCCGGUGCGGCUCCACGUGCAGUGGGGUUCUCGGCAGGCAGGACCGGGUCGCCAGCACUGGCGGCUGCAACUUUCCGGAACACCAGCUGCCCGAGCUGAGCACACCCACUUUCCACGUGGGCGCCUUUGGGGAGCUGUGGCGUGGCCGGCUGCGCGCCGGGGACCUGUCGCUGAGGGAGCCGCCAGCACCCGCGCUGCCCGGGCGUGGAGAGGUCGCGGACUCGGACCGGGAGGAUGCCGCGGCGGCGCGGGAUCCGGGCUGCAGCCUGCAGGCGGCGGCCGGGCUCAGGGCGAUGUGCGGGUCUCUUUCUCUGUCUUCAGGAGUCACUUGCCAUCGGGAAAAACCUGCAAAUCCAGCUGACGUGAUUGAAGAAGGGGAGCUUAUCCAAUCUGUGGAUAUCCUGUACCCUGUUAAAUUUCAUAAGGAUUUGUGGUUUUAUUGGUUUGCCAUGCUGGUACUGGGCAGUCAGAAGCUCACAGAGCUAAGGGAUUCAAUUUGCUGUGUUGGUGACCUCCAGAUUGGUGGAGAAUUCAGCAACACUCCUGACCAAGCCCCUGAGCACAUCAGCAAAGACCUAUAUAAAUCAGCCUUCUUUUAUUUAGAAGGAACAUUUUACAGUGAUAACAGAUAUGUGGAAAUAAGAGAUUUGAGCAGGAUUAUCAUUGAGUGGUCAGAGUGCCAUGAUAGAGGCUGCAGAAAGUUUCAGACUGUGAGAGUGGAAGAUUUCACCUUCAGUGACCUGCAUAUUAAACUAGGCUUUCCUUACUUACGCUGGCACCAGGGAGACUCUGAGCAUGUUGUCGUCAUUACUGACAUAAAGCAGGAGGCAGGGAUGUUGGCAGCCAGCAAUGAACUUGGCAGCACUAAGCUGGGAAUGAAGACUGCGAUCCAAGGUGCCCUUCCCCAGAUGGGCUGGAGCCUCACCUCAGACUUCAGGGUGUCCUGUCUGGUACCUGCUUGCUCAGCACUGUCUCCCCCAGGCAUUCUCUCCUCGCAACAGCCGGGAGCCCAGGGGUGUGGGCGGUGUAACGUAGGGCACAGAGGGAGGGGGUGCCCUGACUUGCUGUAGAGCUGGAGGGUGGGGGCACCAACCGUGUCUCCCUUCCCAGCUCCACCCACUCCGUUCUGAGGCUGGGACUGCAGCCAUCCUUCUCCCGGUGCAAACGGCUGACCUGGAAGGUUCUUGGGGUUUAGAGUAAGUCCAGAUGCCCGUUCUGAAGCACUCCAGCAUCUGCCACCGCCCCGCAGAUCUCCCUGCCUGAAGUCUUCCUUCCAGAGUUGCAGCCCUCUGCAGGGAGCCACACCCCAGGACACGUGGUUCUCAAAGCUGGGGUCCCCAAGGUCAAAUUACUUUCCUGAUAACGCUAAGGUGGUAUUUGCCUUGUCACUCUCAUUCUCUCACAGAGUACACAAUGUUCAUUGAUACUGUUUCAAAUUCCUUAUUGCAACUAACCUUUAAGAAAUUACCUCUUGUGAAGUUUUGGUAUGGUAUCAAAGAGGAACAUCCAUAAUUAUGUAAAGCGAUCAAAAUGUUACUUCCCUUCCCAACCACGUACCUGUGCGAGGCCAGAAUUCCUCUGUAGGCUUCAGCGAAGCCAGAACAAAAAACCAGAUCAAACACAGAAGCAGACAAGAGAAUCUUGCUGUAUUCUACAAGCUACACAUUAAAGAGAUUUACAAAAUUGUAAGUUUUUUGGAAAAUAUAGUCUUCCCUUGGUAUGCUCGAGGGGUUGGUUCCAGGACCCCCUCCACCUCGAGGACACCAGAAUCCCCAGAUGCUAAAGUUCCACCGUCUGUCCUGUGAGUCAGCCAACUGCAGAUCAAAUACACGGCGUUUGUGGGGUGCAGACCCGUGGGUACAGGGGCCGACUGUGUAGUGAUUUUUGAUGGAAAUACAUCAUUUACGUUAACAUGUAAUGCUUUUAUUGUCAUUUUUAAAUGUUAAUAAAUAUUUCUACAGUU